AAGUCCCCCGCGGCCUAGUGUGCACGCUGUCUCAUGGCUGACCCAGUAGCCCUUCAACAGUGAGGCAGCCCCAGCGGCCAAUUCUCAAUCAACAUGGCUGUAGCCAGCUCGCCGCUCGAGCAGGGGCAGCGCAUGCGUCGAGGCGCUUUCCUCGCCGUGCAGCCGUUGUGCGUAGGGCUGGUGCAGCCAGGCCAAGACAACCUGAGCACCGUGCAGCGCCUGGUAGCGUUGCAAGCGGUGCUGGAGGGAUUGCCAGCUGGCGGCCUGCAAGCAUGCAUCGACUACAUCCUCUUCCCCCUCUUCCACCAUCUGCGCCCCGGUUCCCCCGCCCCUGUCACCGAAGCAGCCGCCGGCACACUGCGAACUUUCCUGACAAAGUGCCCGGUAGGCCCCGCCCAGUUCGUCCCGCUUCUCCAGACCCUAAUCCAGCUGCUGAACCUGCCAAGAGAUGGGGCAUCGGAGGAGCUCCGUAGGAGCGUUCUGGAGAGCGCGGGCGCGAUGUUUUCUGGGCUGGGGGGCGAGGAGCUGGGGAAGCUGAGGGGGGGGGAGAUGGCGGCUGCACGGGGGCACUUGCUGUCGCUGUUUUUGAAGGUGGCGGAUGAGGAGAUUGCGGCGGGGGCUCAGGGAAGCAAGCAGCUGCAUGCACUGGCCAUGACGACCCUUGACACCUUUCUAAAGCAGAUCGACGACCCGGACGCCCUUGCCUUCUUCCUCCCGGGAGUGGCCAGUGGUCUGUCCCGCGCCAUGCUCGCCCCCAAAGCCGGCUCCCUCGGAACCGCCGCCGCAGUGCGGGCCCUCUCGACGCUCCUGGGCGUCGUUCUCGCUGACGCCGCAAACCCAGGGUUGAGCUCCGAAAUCCUGGGGUUAGGCGCCCCAGCGCCUGGGUUACCUGCCCUGGGGGCUCCAGUCUCGGCCGCUGGCGCCAUGCAGGCGCUGCGGCAGCUGUCCUUGAGGCCGAAACACCCUGCUGACAAGCCCGCGACCCCGCCCCCUCCCCGAAAGAAGCCGGAAAGAGCCCCCCCAGAACGGGAGAGCAUGAACGUGGUUCGGGAUCAGGAGUGGUUGAGCGAAACGGUGCCGCGACUCCAGACGAUGCUGCAAGCGGUGCUGCCAAGGCUCUGCACGUCGGACAGCUUCAGAGUCCGCGCUGCGUUGGGACAGCUGGCGGUCCGGCUGCUCGACACGUGUCAGCGGAUGCUGUCUGCAGCGACGCCUCUUCUGCUCGAAUGCCUUUUCGCUUUGGCGUACGACGAUUACACCAGCGUCGCGACUCCCGCCCGGGGUUUUCUCGGGAGAUUGACUAUCGCCCCUAGCGUGGGGCCGCCAAGGGUGGGCGGGGCCUUCACCGUCUCGGAAGCGUCGCUUGGACGCAUAAUGCAAAGGCAGCUGUCCGAGCUGCCGCGGGCGCUGCGGCGAGGCGACGACGCGGCCGCGCUCGCGCAAGCGCGGCGGAUCGCCGCCAUUCUUGCCUUGAUGAUGCGAGGGGAACGGAGCCAGAGCAUCGUAGAAACGGGCCUCCUCUCGACACUGUCAGCGGCUCUGCAGCAGUGCCUGGAGUUCUCGAGUUCCGCUGGCCACGUGGCAGAAUACCAGCCGCCUGCACAGUACCUGACGCUGGGUGGCGGUGAGAAUGCGCCCGCCUCCACUGACGCUUCUCCGGAGCCGCCUCUGCCCGCCCCGCUGCUGCCGCGGACGCCGGAAAGCCUGGCGCACGUCCGGAGCCGUCCGAUGUACGACGCGCUGGCGCGCAUCUGUCGGCUGAUCGGACGCAGCGCAAAGCGAGGAGGGCAACCAUCCCUGGCGACCGUUGUGUCCCCCUUCCUGGGGGUCCUCCAGCAGACUGCCGCCACUCUAGAGUCUUUCCCCCCCGGCGAGGACGUCAGCCCCUCCCUUUCUCCAACAUCGGACAGCAGCGCCCAAAGAACCGGGGCCACCGCAGUACUGAUUCUCAACGAGGUCGUUUUCGGGGCGUCGCCCGCGUGGAACGCGGAAGACAGCCUCUUCGCGAAUGCGGCUCCUACUCAAGAAUCAGUAGAUGCUCCCGGAGGUUCCAAUCUGAAGUUGGCUACCGAUUCUAAAACGGCGGCGGUGCGGGAAACCGUAAACGGUGGGCAGGGGGAAGCUUGCGUAUCCUUAGAAACGGGUUCGGAGAAAACUUCUGGGCUUGAGAGGGAAACCACGAAACAAGCAGUAACCGGUCCAAACCGUGAGGGCGACCCGGUUCUCUCGGGUUUGGUGAACCGGGUGGUGCACGAGUAUCUGGCGCCAGAGCUGUGGGACUCCCCGGUGGAAGCGUCCCGAGGGACUGAAGGGGCCGAGGUAUCGCUGAGCACAGCAGGGGACAACGCCCGGCUUCAGCAGAUGAUGAUUGAGGGCAUCGGCGCCUUUGCCCGCGCUCUGGGCCGCGGGUUCGUCGCUGACGGCGCGCUGAUGUCAGCGGUGCUGUUCCCGCUGCUGUCCAAGCUCGGCUCGCCAAAUGCCCAGGUUAGCGCUUCCGCAGACCUGGCCCUUCAGUCGAUUUGCGCGCAUGGCGGGUACCCCUCUCUGCGGGCGCUGGUCGCCGCGAACUCAGAUUACGUCGUGGACGCCCUCUGCCGGCAGCUCCGCCACGUGCACUUGCACCCGUCCGCCCCGCUCCUUUUCGUGUCCGUCCUGCGCCGCACGCGCGCGACCGCGGACCUCAUCCCGCUGCUUGCGGAGCCCCUCCGGAGCGUCCUCCAGGGCCUGGGGGUGCGCGCGCGCGCGCAGCACCCGCAGCACGCGCUCGCGUUCCUCCUGGCGCUCCGCGAGGUCGCGCGCGCCGCGGAGGACGAGGCGCGCGAGGUUUUGGCCGAGGUUUCGGGGGGUUUGGGCGUCGGAAAGGGAUUGGGGGAUCGGAGCGGAGCUGAGAGUUUUGAGGAUUUGGGGGACUUGGGCGGGGGCCGGAACAUGGGGCGUUCAGGGGAGGCUUCGGAGGGUUUGGGCGCAGGGAAGGGUUUGAGAAGUGCGGAGGGCAUGCCGGCUUUCAAUCCGAGUGAGUCUUCGAUCGCUGGGAAAAGCGCAGGCGGAAUUACGGGGACUCGGACUGAACCCCAGCUUGGAGUGGUUUCGGAGGGUUUACGGACAUCGACUCAGGCAGGCUUCGGUACGGAGAAGGACGAGGAAGGCGUCGGGCUGACACGUGGCGUGGGGAGGGGCCAGCCACGUGGCUCGGAUCAGGAGUCGGAGGAGUGGUGGGACGAGCGGAAACGGCGGCGGGAGGCGGCGGCGGCGGUUGCGUGCUCGGCAGUGGACGCUUGCGCGCCCCUCAUGGGUGCCAGGAGCGUUCAAAGCAGGGUGGUCGCGAUGGACAUUGCGGAAGUGGGAAUGCGCGCUCUGGCAGCGGCCGAGCGUGCGGAAAGAGCCCACAAAGACGCUGCGGAACAGUCCGCCGCGGAAGCGCCGGAUAUCGACAUGGACAGACAGGAGAUCGAGAUCAGCAACCGCGUGCUGCCACGUGUCCACUCCUUGUGGCCCCACGUGGUGCAGGGCCUCAGGCACACGUCAGCAGCGGUAAUCGAACGCGCGCUCGGCCUCAUCUGCUCACUCGCUGCCACGUGCGGGGGCGACUUCAUGGCACGCAGAAUCGAGACUGACGCGUGGCCGCUUAUGACUAGCCUCCUCCUUAACGGAGUCCCGAACGCGGGAAUGAGCGCUUCUCCACGCGCAUCUCUUAUGAUCGUCAAAGGCGGGGAGAGCAGCCGGGGUGCCGCAUCGAGCCCGGCCGCCGACUUGCGCGUGCGGGCAGGGGUGCUUUCCUGCUUGGGAAGCCUAGCCGAUAACGAGUUUAGCCGGGGGGCGGUCGGGCGGAUGGCCGGCGAUAUGGCGCGCAAAGCGUCGCGCUUUCUCGAGGAGAAAUAUGCGCAAGGUUUGCGGGACUCGGCGUCUGCGGCUUUGCUUGCGCUCGCGAAAGUCGAUUCGGACGCAGUGUGGGUGAUUCUCGUGGACAUAGCGAAUGUGGGCGCUCGAAAUGUCGCGGCGCCCAAAGGCUUUCCGCCGAUGGAGUCUAUUUUGCCAACGCCAACGAAGGUUGCGGUAGAUGCAGAGAUAGGGGCACGAGAGACACUGCGCAGAUUAGAUGCGUGGCAAGGGCGAAGCUCGGUGAGCAACUGGUAAAGUGGUCGCAAGAGGUUAGAACCAUUCAUGUUGAGAUGCUGGGAUGUCAUAUGAAUAUGACGACCGAUUUGUGAGUGCAGUCAGAAUCGUCAUAUUCUAAGUGCAGUCAAAAUCGUCGUAUUGUGAGUGCCUCUGUCACUCAUGACGAGCUUUACUAAAAGAUUCUUGGGCUUAGAGGAUCGUCAACGACGGUACUGUACUAUGACCUUCACUACAUUGCCAGGGCUGAAUAGUUGGUGGUCGUUGUUACCGACUGAAGGCCGCACCUUGGGACUGAAGACAGGAGUAAAUGUAGUUUUCGGUGGGGACGGCACUAUAUUCGGAUAACAUGCACAUGAGCUCGCAAAAUAAAACUGAGUGCCUUGUGACGAUAUAUCCCAACCGGGUUGCACUGAUUGCUGCAC
Klebsormidium nitens is the source of this 4538-nucleotide messenger RNA. The record is from the annotation of a GenBank genome assembly. NCBI's taxonomy places the organism in Eukaryota, Viridiplantae, Streptophyta, Klebsormidiophyceae, Klebsormidiales, Klebsormidiaceae.